UGGUCUGCGCCAGUCUGCGCGUGAGUUCAGUCACAGCGCGACCUGCGCUCAGGCAUCACAUGUCACAUUAUAUUUAUUAAUAUCAUGUACAUAUAAAUUUAAUACAAACAUAUAAUAUUAUAUUUAUCCCCAUAGUGAGUGAUUUUAGACAAAUUAACGAUGAAGUUCCACUACGUUCUUCUGGUGUGCCUCGCGACUUAUACCUCAACGCAAGGCAAUGCGAUCACCAAUCAAAUAUCUGACAACAGAGAAAUGCUACUGGCAUUUGUUGUGAACCGGCACGGCGAGCGCGCACCUGACAGCGACGAACUUUCACUUUCCAAUGAAAAGGAGAGACUCAAGAACAUUACUUACAUCGAAGGCCCCGAAGGACUCACUAACGCAGGUAAACGUAGAGGAUACCAAAUAGGAAAAUUCAUCAAGCAGCGCUACGGCUGCCAAGGUUCCAAGUUACUAUCAAACAUCUACUUCCAAGAUGAGAUAGCUGUGAGGAGUACGGACAAAGAGAGAACUAAAAUGACAGCACAGAUGGCGAUGGCGGCAGUAUACCCGCCAAGAAUGGAACAACAAUGGGACGAGGGUCUCGGCAAAGUAUGGCAACCAGUACCUUACACUGCUGUUCCAUUGAGUGAGGAUUAUUUGAGGUAUUACUCCAACUGCCAAAGGUUUAAAGAACUGAUGGAGAUUGCCAAGAAGACGUCACUCUACGAAGAGUUUGCGCCCUUCAGCGAUUUAUUCCCCAAGUUAUUGAAGGAAACCGGUCGUAAUUUCACAGAAAACCCGUUGCUGUUUCAAGCACUAUUCGAUUUAUUUAGAAGUCAGGUAGCUCUCGGAUUAGACGUGCCUAAGUGGGCUAAUCCUAUCCUAGCAAGGCUCGGAGAAGCAUCUCGCCUUGCCUAUAGAUUGUAUUUCAAGACUGACGAAAUGAAAAAGAUUGGUGGAGGUGUUAUUCUGAACGAUUUUAUCACAGCCGCAAACAAUAUCAUAGCGGGGAAGAAAAUCAAUAAGCGGAUCCGAAUGUAUUCAGCGCACGAUUUCAACAUCGGCUCUCUGAUGGAAGUCACCAGGAUAUCAAGAAGUGAACAGACUGUACCAGAAUAUGGUUCUUUGUUCGCGCUUGAAUUGUAUAGGACGAAGAGUAAUGGAGAAUUCACCGUUUUGCCCGUAUACUUGCCAAAAGCAGGCGAGUCAGUCGCCCACAACCUCCACUUCACUGGCUGUGAAAAUAACAGUUAUUGCAGCUAUCAAAAGUUCCAUGAACUCACCAGGGAUUUUGUUCUGCCUGAGAAAGAGUACUACAGAAUCUGCAACAUUAAGACUGAGUUAUAGUGCAUAUAUCUGUAGAAUUCGGCUAUUGUGAUUGUCUGUGUUGACAUCUCUUUCAUUCCCUUUGACAAAUGAGAGACAGUAAUACUGUAGUUGAAUUCUGCGGUUGUAAUAGUUCAAUUAAACGUAACACUUUUGUACAUAAUUGUACAUUCAUUGAUCAAUAUAAUGAAUAGUUUUGUAGCUGUUUUUAAUAUUUUUAUAGGAAUUUUAUUAUUAUUGCUUGUUUUUUAUACUCUAAGUGAUUUUGUUGUUUUAAUUUUGUUGUUCUUACUAAUGAACAAAUAUUAAAAAAAAUGUUUGUAGCAUUUUUAUAAAAUUUUAUUGUAAAUAUCGCAGUUUUGUAAAAUAUAAAUCUAAGGAGCAUAGUCUGUGAUAUACAUAUAUACUUAAUAAAACAUGUAAAAACAAUAAAC
Papilio polytes (common Mormon) is the source of this 1742-nucleotide messenger RNA. Its product is annotated as venom acid phosphatase Acph-1-like. The coding region runs from base 160 to 1329 and encodes 389 amino acids. The transcript is spliced from 8 exons. Gene Ontology annotation, biological process: dephosphorylation. The record is from RefSeq and is a predicted model, not a curated record. Gene Ontology annotation, molecular function: phosphatase activity. Lineage: Eukaryota; Metazoa; Arthropoda; Insecta; Lepidoptera; Papilionidae.